CUUUACUUGGUUAUUAUCAGUGAUUUCUACUAGUCCCAUGCAUUUCCCGGCUUCCUUAUAUCAUGAAUAUUCCCAAUCUUAAUACCAUAUUAGCCUUGAUUUACUAAUCUUAUAAGUCUUAUAGAUUGAAUAAGUCUUAUAGAUUGAUGUGAAGUUCUGCUGCUUAUCUACCAUGACAAUUUCUAUGAUUCUAAAACAGAACACAAUAUAGAUGACGAUCAUAAGUGCUUUAUUGAUUCCUAGGAACUGCCAGCCAAUCUGAAAGUGGAUAUAAUCGCAAUGCCCACUACUCUUCUUGACGCGCAAUCUCGAUCCUCGUCAAUCCGCUGGCAAUGCUCCCCCGCCCAUGACUUUCUUCUGACAAGGGAACCACAUAUGCAUGACUUCACCUCCGUUCCCCAUUCGCCAGUCUUCUCCUCACCUGAAUCUCUGCCCAGUACACCUACAACAUUACACCCUCUUUCUCUGGGUGAGAAUAAUGACUGUGAAGAUGACAAGCUCGUUCUCCCUGACUAUACCAUCAGCGCCUCAGUCAUGAGCGCUGGCAGAGAAAGCUCAAGCCUGUUGGGGGUUUCAUCUGAUAGACCUCCAUUCAAUUUCUUCCGUCUCGGCCUCCACACCCCAGCCGCUGAUGAUUCAUCUGCUGAGGCAGAGCCGUCAAGACAUGUUGACUACCUCUCUCAUGAAUGGAAUGAAGAGGAUAUCUGGUUAUCAUGGCGUUAUGUGACCGCCCGACGGAAUAUAUAUAGUAACAGCGCACGGUUAGAAAAUGCAUCGUGGAGGACGUGGGCCAAGUCGAAGAAUAACUUGCGGACAAUUUCACCAGAAACCCUCAAUUGGCUGAAGGACUGCGAUGUUACGUGGUUAUAUGGACCUCUCAAAACCUAUAAGGCGCACGAUAACUAUACCGUAUCCCCUCCGCCAACUUGCCUAGAUACUCCGAUGUCUCCGGUUGAAAGAAAGCCUAUACUGAAAAAGAAGAGUGCAUCGGAAACGAUAUUGCAGCGUUCUCUAUCACAGCACACUCUUUUAAAAGAUGCAGGUGCUAUUCUCCGGGCGCAAGAGUUCGAGAACCCUUAUGGUCUUCCGUCGAUUCCUAAAUCAGCGUCUAGCGCGGGGCAAUCUUUACACCAUCUGAGAACAGACUCUACUCCGGGGUCUUGUGAUAGCAUUGCUACCCACACCUCCUCCCUAAGUGCCACCUCUCCAAGCGAAAAGCGUCGUCACAUCCAUUUCAAUAAUGAAGUGGUGCAAUGUAUAGCUGUGGAGGCGAAAGAUAUGGAAGAUGAAGAUGAUCAAGACCCCUUUUUCCUAUUCGAAGACGAAGAGGAUCUCUUUUCUGGCGAUGACACUCCUGUUACAAGAUGGCCUUUCUCGGCCGGGACUUCUAUCAGCAAUCGAAGUACGCCUCGUGGCAGCUUCAGUACGGACAGUAAGAUAAUUGCACCUCUUCCUCCAACAACUCUCAAAUAUCGCGGAGACACACCAGACAUUCCUUCCAACCCGAUGUUGAAUCCCUGGGUAUUCCAAGACUCCGCACCCCGGUCAUCGCUUUCCCCCUCGGCGGAAUCGAUUUGGUCUUCCAAGGCACUUUCGAGCUCGCCACCUGAGUAUGAAAAUGGCAAUAGUUCGGAUUAUAAUUGGCAAUGCAAAGAGUACUUUUUCGAGGAUGCACCGACAGAUCCUAGUCCAACAACCCAAACAGCAUCAAACCCGGACGAACAAUAUUGCUCGGCAUUACCCGACCCAUCCUUGCUGUGCCAUGAGGAAGUAACCACUAACGACACCAUUUUUAGUAGGCUCAUGGAUACCAUCAACACUGCCAGGGACAUUGCACAUGUGAUAUGGAAUGUUGGAUGGCAAUGAUAAGAUAUUUAUAUACCACAUCAAUUUCAAAGCCUUGUGGUUAAAGACUGAGAAUCUCUUAAUGACAACAGGACCACGAAGUGAUGACCGGUUGAUAACAUAUAAUUAGCCUUUCAUAGGUAGGCCUCUCUAGCCAGGCAUACAGAGAUGAAAGAAAUGAUUCACGAUUGGAUUUAUGGAAACUCGAUUCAACGCAGUUGAUUCCUACUUCCUAGAAAUAUCAAAGAUAGACUAAAGUACCGGC
Penicilliopsis zonata CBS 506.65 is the source of this 2110-nucleotide messenger RNA. RefSeq lists its product as hypothetical. Lineage: Eukaryota; Fungi; Ascomycota; Eurotiomycetes; Eurotiales; Aspergillaceae. The coding region runs from base 280 to 1866 and encodes 528 amino acids. The transcript is spliced from 3 exons. Gene Ontology annotation, biological process: cellular response to glucose starvation; protein catabolic process in the vacuole. The record is from RefSeq and is a predicted model, not a curated record.